Messenger RNA from Diceros bicornis minor, 4155 nucleotides. RefSeq names its product pleckstrin homology and RUN domain containing M2 (gene PLEKHM2). Gene Ontology annotation, biological process: regulation of protein localization; lysosome localization; Golgi organization. Gene Ontology annotation, molecular function: kinesin binding. The transcript is spliced from 19 exons. The record is from RefSeq and is a predicted model, not a curated record. Gene Ontology annotation, cellular component: endosome membrane. Bases 218 to 3247 code for a protein of 1009 amino acids. Lineage: Eukaryota; Metazoa; Chordata; Mammalia; Perissodactyla; Rhinocerotidae.
GCCGCGCACAGCCCGCGGCCUCCUUCCCCGCCGGCCGCGCUCCGGAGCCGCCGGGCCGCGGCGGAGCGAGGGGCCGGGCGAGGCGAGGGCCGGGCGGCGGGCGCCGGGCCCCGCGGCCGGCACGACGGAGCCCCCGCACGGCCGGCGGCAGCGGUUGGCGGCGGCCCCGGGCCCCCGGCGCGGGAAGCGGCGGCGGCGGGGCGGCGGCGGCGGCGCCAUGGAGCCGCGGGAGGUGAAGGACCGGAUCCUGGAGAACAUCUCGCUGUCGGUGAAGAAGUUGCAGAGCUACUUUGCUGCAUGUGAAGAUGAGACCCCUGCCAUCCGGAACCACGAUAAGGUCCUGCAGCGUCUGUGUGAACACUUGGACCAUGCCCUGCUGUAUGGACUGCAAGACCUCUCAUCUGGCUACUGGGUGCUCGUGGUGCAUUUCACCCGGAGAGAGGCCAUCAAACAGAUCGAGGUGCUGCAGCAUGUGGCCACCAACCUGGGGCGCAGCCGGGCCUGGCUGUACCUGGCUCUCAACGAGAACUCCUUGGAGAGCUACUUGCGACUGUUCCAGGAGAACCUGGGUCUGCUGCAUAAGUACUAUGUCAAGAAUGCCCUGGUCUGCAGCCAUGAUCACCUGACUCUCUUCUUGACCUUGGUGUCUGGGCUGGAGUUCAUUCGAUUUGACCUGGAUCUGGACGCCCCUUACUUAGACUUGGCCCCCUACAUGCCUGACUACUACAAGCCUCAGUACCUGCUGGACUUCGAAGACCGCCUUCCUAGCUCGGUCCAUGGCUCGGAUAGCCUGUCCCUCAACUCCUUCAACUCCGUCACUUCCACCAACCUGGAGUGGGAUGACAGUGCCAUUGCCCCAUCUAGUGAGGAUGGAGACCUCACAGACACUGUCAGUGGCCCCCGCUCCACUGCCUCCGACCUGACCAGCAGCAAGGCUUCCACCAAGAGUCCCACCCAGCGCCACAAUCCCUUCAAUGAGGACCAGGCAGAGACUGUGUCCUCCUCUGACACCACCCCGGUGCACACCACCUCUCAGGAGAAGGGGGAGUCCCACGCCUUGGACCUGCCAGACGCCUGCACAGAGCUCGAAGUUAUCAGGGUCACCAAGAAAAAGAAAACUGGCAAGAAGAAGAAGACCAGAUCGGAUGAGGAAGCAAGUCCACUUCACCCAGCCUCUACCCAGCACACUUGUGCCAGGCGGGAGGAUGGUGACAGCCUUGUCAGUAGCCCAGGCCUUGGGCAGGGCUCACCAGACACCACCUUUGCGUCCCCCCAGGAGGAAGGAGAGGGGCCCAGCAGCACAGCUGAGAGCAGUGAGCGCUCGGAGCCCGGCCAGAUGGGCCUGCUUAUCCCUGAAAUGAAGGACACCUCCAUGGAACGCUUGGGGCAGCCCCUGAGUAAGGUCAUUGACCAGCUCAACGGGCAGCUGGACCCCAGCACCUGGUGCUCCCACGUCGAGCCCCCAGACCAGUCCUUUCGGACCGGCUCUCCGGGGCAUGCCCCGGAGAGGCCGCCAUUUUGCGACUUUAGUGAAGGGCUUUCAGCCCCAAUGGACUUCUACCGCUUUACCAUUGAGAGUCCAAGCACUGUUACAUCAGGUGGCAGCGACCAUGACCCUGCAAGGCCUGGCCAACCGCUGCAUGUUCCUGGUAGCCUUGAGGCUGCUGGCCAAGAAGAAGAGGGAGGAGGAGGAGGAGGAGAGGGACAGGCGCCUCGGCCCCUAGAGGACACCCCGGGAGAGGCUCAGGAGCCAGAGACCCAGGAACUGGAGACCCCGUUGCCCCCGGUCGGUGAGGGGCCUGUGCCUGAGCUGGAGCCUGGGACCCAGGUGGCUCUUUGCCGGCUCAAGCGAGACCAGCCCAGCCCAUGUCUGAGCAGCGCUGAGGACUCUGGGGUGGAUGAGGGGCAGGGCAGCCCUUCUGAGAUGACCCACUCGGCAGAGUUCAGAGUAGACAACAAUCACUUACUCCUGCUGAUGAUCCAUGUGUUUCGAGAAAAUGAAGAACAGCUCUUCAAAAUGAUCCAGAUGAGCACAGGGCACAUGGAGGGCAACCUGCAGCUGCUGUACGUGCUGCUCACAGACUGCUAUGUCUACCUGCUCCGGAAAGGGGCCACAGAGAAGCCAUACCUGGUGGAAGAGGCCGUUUCUUACAAUGAACUUGACUACGUGUCGGUGGGCCUCGACCAGCAGACCGUGAAGCUGGUGUGCACCAACCGCAGGAAGCAGUUUCUGCUAGACACGGCUGACAUGGCCCUGGCUGAGUUCUUCUUGGCUUCUUUGAAGUCGGCCAUGAUCAAAGGCUGUCGGGAACCACCGUACCCCAGCAUCCUGACUGAUGCCACCAUGGAGAAGCUGGCACUGGCCAAAUUUGUGGCCCAAGAAUCUAAGUGUGAGGCGACCGCUGUGACUGUGCGCUUCUAUGGGCUUGUGCACUGGGAGGACCCCAUGGAUGAGUCCCUGGGCCCUGUCCCCUGCCACUGCUCACCCCCCGAGGGCACCAUCACCAAGGAAGGCAUGCUGCAUUACAAGGCGGGCACCUCCUACCUGGGCAAGGAACACUGGAAGACCUGCUUCGUGGUGCUCAGCAACGGGAUCCUUUACCAGUAUCCCGACCGCACCGAUGUCACGCCCCUGCUCUCCGUGAACAUGGGGGGGGAGCAGUGCGGUGGCUGUCGGAGAUCCAACACCACGGAUCGGCCCCACGCCUUCCAGGUCAUCCUCUCUGACCGGCCCUGCCUGGAGUUGAGCGCCGACAGCGAGGCCGAGAUGGCCGACUGGAUGCAGCACCUCUGCCAGGCCGUGUCCAAAGGGGUCAUCCCCCAGGGGGUAACUCCCAGCCCCUGCAUCCCCUGCUGCCUGGUGGUCACCGACGACCGCCUCUUCACGUGCCAUGAGGAUUGCCAGACCAGCUUCUUCCGCUCCCUGGGCCUCGCCAAGCUGGCCGACAUCAGCGCUGUCUCCACCAAACUGGGCAAGGAGUACUGUGUCUUGGAGUUCUCCCAGGACAGCCAGCAGCCCCUCCCACCCUGGGUCAUCUACCUGAGCUGCACGUCUGAACUGGACCGAUUCCUGUCUGCACUGAACUCGGUGUGGAAAACCAUCUACCAGGUGGACCUCCCCCACAAGGCCAUCCCGGAAGCCUCCAACAAGAAGAAGUUCGAGGACGCCCUGAGCCUCAUCCACAGCGCCUGGCAGCGGAGCGACAGCCUCUGCCGCGGCAGAGCCUCCCGGGACCCCUGGUGCUGAGGCAGAGCUGGCUGGCAUCCCGGUGGGGCAGGACGGGGGCACGCCAUGCAGCACAUACUGUCAUCGCUGUGUCGUCGUGCUGCUUGGGGCCAGGCUUCCACCCCUGUUCUACAGCCCACUCCCACCCUGGAUGGCAGAACCACAAGGGGGGUUUAGGACAGGGUCUGUCCCCUUCCAGAGAUCCAGAACAGAUGUUCAACACCCCUGGGCAUCCUGCCUGGCAGGUGGGCACUGGAGAGUGCCGGGGGCAGAGGGUCUGAGCCCUGUGGGCUCUGCAGACGCAUGGCCUCCUCCGUGGGGCCCCCGCCUCAGUCCACGCCAUCUCUCUAGGUGGUGAUGGAAUGAUAUCGACUCUGAGGGAAGUGGAAGGACUGGGAGGGCAGGAGGCCCCUCUUCCUCUCCUGGGUCAGGGCCCGGGCUGAGGCUCAGGGGGCCCUGGGGGCCCUGAGUGCCUGGCCAUCGUUGUUCAUUUUUGAACAUCCGCCUGGCCAUGCAGGGAGCUGGAACACUAAGGUCCCAGUGCAUGUUUUCUCCUAACUCCAUCCCCAGGCACACUGCUGCUGCCUUCCAGGGCCCGGGGCUAUGGACUGGGGGCCGGCCUGGCCCUCGCUGGCUGCCAGGAGGCCCUGCAUGUCCAGAGCCCCCUGCCCCUGCCUCUCCCCACCCCCAGCAGUGCCCGUAGGACCCAGGAAUCACGCCGUCUCCUUUUGCCAGGAGCAAAGGGGAGGGAGGAGAGCUUGGAGAGAAGCAGUGCCCAGCAGCCUGGUGUCCACGUUGGCGCCUCCUGACUGUCCCCUGCUUGGCUGAGCCGGGCCCUUCCCGACAGCUUUGUGAAGGGCCCUCUGGGGAAGGAGUCAGGUGGUCUGGGUUUUGUUUUUUAAAAUAAAAUAGACAUGUUAUAUUGCCAA